Molecule: messenger RNA, 4026 nt
Organism: Caenorhabditis remanei
Lineage: Eukaryota; Metazoa; Nematoda; Chromadorea; Rhabditida; Rhabditidae
Exons: 18
Coding region: 1-4026 (1341 amino acids)
Source: RefSeq, a predicted model, not a curated record
AUGAAAACUCUGUUUUUGAUUCUAUUUCUACCGAUUCUUGCGUAUUUUCAAUCUGAUGAGGUCUUGGAUUGUGGCUAUUUGAAGGACAUCUUUGUCUACAAUGAUUUUGCGAAUGUCAAUCGGAACUAUGUCGGUGGAUGUUGUACUUCUACAUGUCUCGAUCGUCUAGAAGAACAUUAUCCUGGUUGGAGAACUCCAACUGAGAUUAACCCUGCAUCAUGGUAUGUCAGUAUGUUGUAUAGCUUAAAAUGCUGCAAGGAUACUCCAUCGAUAGCAGUGAUUACUGAAACCUCUUCGAAAACUUCGACUGUUACUCUUUCUACUACGACUGCUACUACCAUUACUAUUCCAACAACCAUAUCCACAACGACCAUUAAUACAACUGUUGGUGGUGUACUGGAUUGUGGUUGGCUUGGAGAGUCAUUCAGUUACAACAAUAUGCCCUACGAUGGAAGAUGUUGUACUCAAACGUCAUUGGAUAAUAUGAAAGAAAUCGGUGGUCCGAAUUGGAAGAACAUAACUUAUCUACAGCGAAGACUAUCAGCAGUAAACUGGCUAAUGCGACUAAGACUUUGUAUCGCAAGUAUGAUUUUACUGUGGAUUCUAGUCUGCCUGUCUCCUAUCAAUAGUCAAUUUACUCCAUCCAUCGACUGUGGAUGGUUGAGAGAUUCGUUUCAAUUCAUAAACUCCGAUGAAGUUAAUCAAAGCUAUAAUGGAAAAUGCUGCACGUCGGAAGCUUUAGACCUUGUUGCAGGGAGUAAUUACACUCUAUCGGGCAUAUCCGGCAAGGAUCGUGGAAAAUAUAUCAACUAUCUCAUAAGAAACGAGAAAUGUGCAGACUUCACAACGACUACUAUUCCUCCAACUACCACUACAACUGAGAAUCUCAACUGUUCCUGGCUUGACAAACCAUUCAUCUAUACAUUUUUUCUUACUACUAUGUAUUAUGAUGGGAAAUGUUGUAACCAAAAUGCUAUCGAAGAAUUAGAUUCAAAUCGGCGUGAAGACGAAUGGCGUUUGACUACUGAUCUAUCAGACAAAUAUUUAUAUGUGAAGUUUCUUCGGGGUAAAAGUCUUUGUUCAGAAACAACAACUGCACCCUCUACAACUCCAACAACCGUUGUUCCUCUCGCAACUAGCGAAUUCACUUCUACUGGUGCCCUCGAAUGUGGCAUUCUUGCUGAUACCCCCUGUUGUAAAAAGAAAAUAAUUGAUUGCCUUACUGAACAAUUUGAUGGAUGGCUAGACAAUACUGAUGAUCGUGAAAAAUACUUAAUAAUGUGUGGGUGUGUGCUUACGACAACCAGCACGACUAUCAAAACAGUGUCUUCCAAUUCGUCUUCUUCAUCAACAUCCGCUCAAACCAUCACUUCCUCGAAGUGGACAACCUCUUCCGGCCAAACCACUGAUUCUACCACCACCUCAUCCGAUGGAGAGACUUCUGAAACGCCUUCGACUGCAAGCUCAACAUCCACUUCCACCACAACGGUUGCAACAAAGGCUACUGAAAAUGGAGUCAACAACGAGGAGAGCACUACAAUGACGACGACUGCAACUGGAACCACAUCUGAAUCCAGGACCACCACUGACGUCGAGUCGUCUUCAGAGACUACCGGCACCAAGUUGAGCUCAGAAGGAACUAAAGGAACUGGAAGCACUGGAACUGAAACGACAGCAUUGACACCGACUGUAGAAACGACGACUUCCGCAACAUCCACCACAAUCAGCAGCACUACUACUUCCUCAACACCGACCUCUGCAAUUGAGACGACCGGAACUUUAAGCCCGGUGACGACAUCUGAAGGAUCCUCGAUCUCAUCCACAUCGACCAAGUCAUCUACACCGACUACAUCGCACACUUCUUUCUCGUCCAGCUCUACCGACAUCACUGAGACCACCAGGACAACACAGGCAUCAUCGACCACACCAGUGACCGGAAGCACGACAACUUCAACUCCGCCAACCACAGAGUCUACGUCAUCGGCUUCAACGAUUUCCGGACAAACUACACAAUCGACAACAACCACAGAGGUUACUGGAACCACCACCUCCCACACAACUUCUGCUGGAACAUCUGGAGCGUCGAUGACUUCUGGAACAACUGGAACAACUAGAACCACAACGGGAAAUCAGACGUCUACUUCGACGAGCGCAACAGGAUCAACUCCAGGCACCACAACCAACACCGAUGGAGUCUACUUCCGGAACACUACGAGUGAGAUCUUCCCGAAUUGUACUCGAGUAACAGUGGAGUUGAUCUACUACAUCAAUGGCACGGGAUUGAGAAAUGUCACAUAUGAUCACAGUAUCAGUGGAUGUAGUUCGACCACUCCAAUGACGACUCCUGAGCAAACCACCACGUACAACUGGCCCACCGGAGGAACCACAAGGAUUCUGCCUACAGGAGAGAUAAUCCUCUCGGAGUCCCUGAUCGCCUAUCCGAAUUGCACAACUGUCCUGAAGCAGUUGAUUUUCAACCCAUCAACCAAUGAGACCAGAACCGAGACGACGACAGAUGAAUACGGAUGCAGGACCUCAACCACUCCAUUGAUGACCUCCACAACUCCAAUGACCACUCCAGUGACUACUCCGACUAAAUCAACCACUGCCAAGACAACCACCUACAACUGGCCAACCGGUGGUACGACAAAGAUUCUGCCUUCUGGAGAAAUCAUCCUCUCUGAGUCCCUGAUUUCCUAUCCAAACUGUACGACGGUUCUCAUGCAGUUGAUUUUCAACGCGUCAACUAAUGCGACCAGAACCGAAACGACGACCGAUGAAUACGGAUGUAGAUCCUCUUCUUCCACCGUGUCUUCCUCAAAGUUCUCCACGACACCAAUGACGACGACAAAGUCGGGAACAACCAAAACGACAGCGACUGCAACGUCAAAAACCGGAACUACUGCGUCAGCAUCUCUGAAGACCACCACCUACAACUGGCCCACUGGUGGCACGACGAGGACUCUGCCGUCUGGAGAGAUAAUUCUCUCCGAGAACCUAAUCGCGUACACAAAUUGUACCACUAUCUUGAUGCAGUUGAUAUUCAACCCAAGCACGAACCAGACCAGGACAGAGACGACGUCAGAUGCUGAAGGCUGUAAGUCCACGUCUUCCUCUGCCAACAUCACCACACCGAUGUCUGGAGGAUCCACGACAACAUCUCCAUCUGACGCCACGACCACUUUCCAGUGGCCCACCGGAGGAACGACGCGGAUGCUACCCUCUGGAGAAAUGAUCAUCUCGGAGUCAUUGAUUGCCUACAAAAACUGUACCACCAUCUUGAUGCAGCUGAUAUUCAACCCUAGCACGAAAACGACCAGGACAGAGACGACGGCUGAUGCGAACGGAUGUAAAUCCACAUCGACAGGAACAGUAUCCGGAUCUCCAGGAGUCACUUCCCCGAUGACAACUCCCACAACAACGGAAACACCGUACACGUUCCCGGACAGCAAGACAACUCAAAUCUUGCCAAAUGGAGAAAUCAUUUUGUCGGAGUCCCUCAUUGCCUAUCCAAAUUGCACAACUGUCCUAAAGCAGUUGAUUUUCAAUCCUGCCACCAACACGACACGGACUAAAUCGUCGUCAGAUGCACAGGGCUGUAAAGCCACUUCAACAACCAAGCCAUCAGCCACCACCCGUAUUGCCAUCGCAUCUUCCACUCCGAUUCCUCCAACGACUACAACCAAAUCGUCCUCCACCAUCCCUGUCGCCUCUAGCACUUCCUCUCCAGUCACCACUACUACACCUCCACCAACGACAACAACUUCUCCUCGCAGAACCACCACUUCCGUCCCAGUCACUUGUCCGUUUCCAUCCAAUCUCAACCUGAUCAACACCAACCGUCCGACACCUGAAGAAAUAAAGGAAAGCUACGCCUUCGGAGAGCGGAUUAUCCAUAUAUGUAAGAAAUAUUACAUUCAAGAAUUGUCCAAACAACCCCUUCGGAUUUACCAAUGUGGAGAAGACGGGAAAUGGAUUGGAACAUUGCAGAAGUGUGUUUUGGAACCAGGACGGACGGAGUUGUAA